Molecule: messenger RNA, 1242 nt
Organism: Fusarium musae
Lineage: Eukaryota; Fungi; Ascomycota; Sordariomycetes; Hypocreales; Nectriaceae
Exons: 3
Coding region: 1-1242 (413 amino acids)
Biological process (GO): positive regulation of transcription by RNA polymerase II
Cellular component (GO): nucleus
Molecular function (GO): transcription cis-regulatory region binding; DNA-binding transcription factor activity
Source: RefSeq, a predicted model, not a curated record
AUGGCUGUUGACUCCGCGCCUGGAGGAGGAAAGCCGUUGGCUUUGACGUUCAUCGCGCCGGCGGAAACUCAAUCUGGCAAGAGUCUUAGAUGGGUUGACUCUGCGCAGAGGAUGAGAAAGGAGAGGGUGAGGAAGAACAAGGGACGGGCUACUUCUGAUAGUCCGACGUCGUCGAAUCCUCCUGACUUGGCGUAUUCUGAUGAUGCUACGUCACCGUCGUCGGAUGACUCGGCUUCUGAGUUUGGUGGUGUUGUUGUGCCGUAUCGAUAUGGUGUUACGAUACAUCCUGCGCUGAACGAAGCUUCGAAUGCCCACACAAGGAGGUUGUUCAGUCAUUUCUCCGAGACCAUUGCCGGACACAUGGUUGUACUAGACUCAUUCUCCUUCAGCAACGGAUAUCGAGACAUCAUUCUACCGCUCGCUCAACAAGAUGAGAACCUCGCACAAGCUGUAUCAGUCGUCUCGGCGUUUCACUUAGGACAAAUGGAUCCAAGGUUGCAACGUAUCGCUGAAGCAGGUCACCAAGCUAUUGUCCAGAAGCUACGGAGGGAUUCACUUCAACUUAGCCCCGAACAACUCUUCAACCCAUAUAUCCUCGCGACGAUCUUGGUACUUUUGGUUGGUGAAACGAUCACUGGCGCCGACAACUACACAUACCUUUUGGAGAUGCUCAACUGCCUUACGCAAUAUCCGGACUGGAUAUCAAUGCUGCCGCCAAGUCUGAAGGACUUCUUUUUUCAGCAGAUCAAGAUGUUCCAACUGUUUGGCGUCCCUCUAGCCAACGAAUCCAAAGGCCUCCAAGUCCUCACCGGCCCCGAAGCAUACCUCGACUUCAUGGCCUACCCCGAACUCCCUCCCCAAUCCGAACACUUCACCAACAUGGAAACCAUCCGCUCCGCCAUCUUCGACGCAUGCAGCAUCUACCGCCGCCGCGCAGAAUCCUCCCUCAGCGACCACGAAUCCAUCCAUCUCGUCGAGCAACUGCGUCUCAAAGUCCUCAACCUCGACUCUACAACAAAAGGAGCGCACGCUCUUGUGUGGACGUACUUUAUCGCUGCUGCGGAGAGUAUUCUCCCGGAGCAUAGGGAGUUCUUUGCGGGGAGGUUGGCGGAUUUGUAUAGUGUUACGAAUUUUGGAAGUAUUCCUGUUGCGGUCAAGGCGUUGGGGACGAUUUGGAGUAUGCAGGGCACGAGGAGGUGGACGGAGAUUGUCAGUAGCGAGACACCGAUUCUUAUUAUGUAA